UCAAAAUAUCUCAGAUGAGAACAACAAGAACGUGCGGUAUUCUUACAUUUGUGGUUUAGAAGUUAAACUGUAGGGUGGAGAAUGUCGAUCAAGGCGAACAUUUUGAAAGGCAAAACACCGGUCACCUUGCUUCAGGAGAUUUGCCAAAAGGAAUCGGCCGCAAUACCGAGUUAUGCCUUUCUUGGCGAAGCGUCCUCUUCACUCGGCGUCAACCAGAAAACAUUCACACACCGAGCGACGGCCAUGGCAAAAAGUGCCACGGGCGUUGGCCGGAGUAAGCAAGACUCCAAACACGAAGCCGCUUGGCAGCUGAUUUGCUUACUGCUCGGUAUUCCAACCGACGAAGACGAUGACGCCGAUGGCCGGAUGACGGAGGAUGGUGGCAAUCUGGAUACCGGAGAUAAAGUGAUGCUCGUACGGGAUAUUUGCGUUCAGCGUUGCUUUCCUCUGCCGGAGUUCAAUUUGGUUCGAAACGUCGGACCAUCGCACGCCCCACUCUUUGAAUACGAGUGUCGCAUCCGGGACAUUGUGCGCCGUGGAACACACACAACAAAGAAGGGUGCCAAGCAGGCAGCUUGCAGUGAGAUGAUAAAAACGUUGCAGGCGCUACCCGUGGAAGAAACCUGUCUUCAGCUACAGACCAUCGACCUGGCCUUGAAAGAGGCCUCGAACGAGGAUGAACAGGUGGUACGCACAUAUCGCGAGUACAGCCAAUCGGCCAAUAAGAAGAAACUAGGCGUAACGAUCGCCGAUCGGCACGAUUUCUUCAUGAGUCUCCCAGAAGCCCGCAUCGCUGAAGCGCUCGCGGUAAUGGCCGAUACAAAUGAAACACUUUGCGAAAAGUGUCACCGUAUUCCGCAAGCUCUUAACCUGAAGUACGCCAUUCAAUUGCACGAUUCGAACACUGGGUUGAGCAGCGGCGGGUAUUUGAGCACAUUUGAGCUCAUCAACCCGGAAUACGACUGUCUCAUUAUGGGCGUUGGUGACGAACUCUACAAUAAUGUAUUCAGAUACUUUUCCGACAUGUUGAACUUUACGCAGGUAUGUUAGACGGCGUGUGAAUAAAGAUUUCG
Molecule: messenger RNA, 1073 nt
Organism: Anopheles bellator
Lineage: Eukaryota; Metazoa; Arthropoda; Insecta; Diptera; Culicidae
Gene: r2d2
Product: RISC-loading complex subunit tarbp2
Exons: 2
Coding region: 82-1050 (322 amino acids)
Source: RefSeq, a predicted model, not a curated record